This is a messenger RNA of Clarias gariepinus (North African catfish), 3306 nucleotides long. Its product is annotated as epithelial cell-transforming sequence 2 oncogene-like. Gene Ontology annotation, molecular function: protein binding; guanyl-nucleotide exchange factor activity. The transcript is spliced from 21 exons. Lineage: Eukaryota; Metazoa; Chordata; Actinopteri; Siluriformes; Clariidae. Bases 1 to 2781 code for a protein of 926 amino acids. The record is from RefSeq and is a predicted model, not a curated record.
AUGAGCGCGUGCCCGUCCCGCCGCGGUCCCCGUGUCGCAGCGCGCGCACACACGCCGUCCAGCUCCGGAGCCGCGGGCACGCGCUUUAGUGCCUGGACUCCUCUAACGAACCAACUUUCCAACCAACAGCUGUUUCAGGAGAGACUGACCCUCAUUCUGCACUGGUUUGACCUCUGGACAGAUGUGCAGCGCAAACAUGUUUUCCAGUUAUUGUUAAGAAGAUGCUCCAAGUCUCAGCUCAGAUCCAUCAGUGCCCACUUUAUUAAAUCUGCUCCAGUUGUGACGCUGGACUUCACCACGGUGCUGCCGCGGGCGCUGUCCCUGUACAUCCUGUCCUUCCUGAACCCUAUGGACUUGUGUGCUGCAGCUCAGGUCUGCUGGCACUGGAGGUUCCUAUCCGAGCAGGAUUGCCUUUGGGCUCCAAAGUGUAUCCGUCAGGGCUGGUUUCUCACCUACGGAACAUCCGACAACGAAUAUGGUGCCUGGAAGAAACACUAUGUUGCUUGCGCUUGCAACCUGGAUUUCUUGUCUCCACGGAAAGCAGCGGACAUCUAUGGUACCCUGAAUGAACCGCUGCCUGAAUCGGAAGAGGAAGAAGAGAAACGAACAGAAUCGCUAAUCAGACGAACCAUCUGCGAGAAGAUUGUAGAGCAUAAAAAAGCUGAUCUGAAGAACAGGAGGGCGUGGUUAACCAACUCAAAAGCAACAUAUGCAAGCAGUAUGAGACAGAAAUCCAGCCUCCUGCCUCUCAGUCGUACUAUCAGUCUCGUCCAGCUAGGGGAUAAGUGUCGAUUAGAGACGCGGCAGAGCCUUCAACUUCAGACAUCACUUGCUACCAACUCGAUGAACACCUUAGCAAUGAAUUCACACUUACAGUCAUGCACCAGCUCCUUUAAUCACCCUCCAUCCCACCUACUGCUUCUGUCAUCCAGACUUCCUGCAUAUGAGAUGUUGCUCUGUGGAGCUCUGGUCAACGUGGUGCCAUUGUUAUACGACUACAGCGGGAUGACGUUAGAGGCUCUUCUCUGUCUGGCUGAGAGAGCUAUAAAGGGCAGAGCCGUACAGAGCGUUGGAAUCAUAGCCGAAGGAAACUCUGAAGAGGUUCACCUUAUCGAAGGUCUGAGCAUCACAGAGAAGAGCAUCCUAAACCCUGAUGUGAGAACAUUUUGGGAGAAGCUCUCUGGCUGGGUGGUACCUGCAUCAGAAGCGGGCUCUCUCAACAUUUUUGUGCCUCUGGCUGCUUCUGUUGCAGGGAUGGCGCUAAUAAACAGACUGUCCACGCUGACUGGUUUGAGCGUCAGGGUUCCUACGGGAAUCUGCACCGGCUCGUACCAGCACAUUCUGAGUGAAUGGUUGGGGGAUGGUGACCUCCCUCCGCUGCUGUACCUGAGUGAAGAACCCUUGGUAUCAUGGUGCAGGCAGGCGGAAUGGAUAGAGCUGACACUCCAGGUUCUGAGGAAACAACUGGAACCACAGCUGCACAUCCUGAGUAACGAGACAAGAGGCCGCACCCUUGGUCUGUUCCUUUGGGAUCAUAUAAACUUGCCCGUUGUGAGGCUUAACUCAGACGUUAUGCAGGUUGUAAUUGAGGGUCUUGUGGCACUUUUCAAAGAAACAACAGAGAAUCCGCUGGAGUUCUUGGGAAAAUUCCUACUAAGGAAGAAUGUGGAUGGCGCUGUGAAAAAAUCCGAGGUUUUAACAGAGAGCAGAACUUACAGUAUGAAGCACGAGGUCCCAAAGAGUUUGCUGGGAGAAGCGGACCGGCGUCGUGCCGUGUUUAUGGAGCUGCUGAACAGUGAGAACGCUUACGUGCGUCUGCUGCAGGCCGUACACACCGUGUACUACCUCCCACUACGAGCUGCUCUCGACUCCAACCGAGCUAUAAUCAGCUCCGCCAAUCUCGUGAUGCUCUUUAAUCCCAUCCUGGACAUCCUUGAAGCCAAUAAUGUUUUCCUGCAGGACCUCACAGAGAGGUCGAGGCGGUGGAGUCCUGUGCAGUGUGUCGGUGACGUGUUUAUCAGAUUCUGUGGCAAACUACGGGCAUACACCAACUUUUUCAACAACUACUCCACUGCUAUCAGGACCAUAGAUAAGUGCAAAGAGGUGCUUCCUGUAUUUCGAGCUUUUCUAAAGAGAAACAGCCGGACCUCUGCUACUCGGAUGUUAAGUCUCCAGGAGCUGUUUCUAAGUCCCUCGGGAAGGGUGGAGGAAUACGUGACUUUGCUGCAGUCUUUGAUGCUAAACACACCACCUGAACACCCUGAUCACACACACGUAUCAUCGGCUUUAAACACACUAUGGAAUUAUGGGAACUUUAUCAAGAAGUUGAAAAAAAGUUCGAAUCAGGAGGAGAAAAUACUGGAAGUGCAGAAGAUCAUUCAGAGCUGCCCAAAUCUACAGGAGGGAGGCCGAUAUCUGAUCACCAAGCAGGAUGCGGCAUUACUGAGUUGCAUCAGUGAAGACGUUUCUCCGUCACUCAGGAUGUACGAGUGUGUUAAGGAGCUGGGACUGUUCCUGUUUAAUGAUGUUGUGGUGCUGACUGAGAAACGAGAGACUCAUGCACCCUUCAGUCUGGCAGUGAACACAUCUCACACAUUCCUGGCGUCUGUAAGCCUGCACAGCCUCGCCGUCUCUGACGUACUGGACACGAAGUAUGUGCAGAAUUCGUUCCUCCUGGAGAGCCCAAACCGCCAGUGGACCUGCGCCACAGACAGAGAGGAGGAUAAGAUCAGGUGGAUGUGUGCUUUAAGCAGUGCUAUAAAUGCUGCUAAACACAAUUAAAGCAGCUGUAGAUCUUUAAUGUGCAUCUACAGUAGGUCAGAGCAUCAAGGACAUCAUCUUCAACAAGAAGGUCUUCAUCAUGGAAAUAUCCCCAGCAUGACGCAAACGCAGUAAUCAUAACAGUAAAAUCCACUCGAUUGUGUUCAAGACAACGUGAUCCUUGUUGUUUAAAUGUUCUCACACACCAAAAGAAAUAGCUGUGCAGCUGAUAUAUGAUUUGUUUAACACACAGAGGAUGUACACUGAUAACCAAUAACCAAUACGAUUUAUUUACAAGACAAGAUUCUAUACAUAGUAACCAUAAAUUAUAUAAAAUCACACUUUCAUCUAUUACAUUUAAUCAGUGGUCUUACAGAACAUCUCUUCAUAGAACCGCAAAAUGAAAACAUGUUUCCGUAUUACAGUCCUAACAUGUAUACAUACAGUAGGAAAAAAAGAUAAAAGAAAAACAUAUUUUUUAAAGGGAAUCACUGUAGUAGUUGUGUUUGGUCGUGAUGUCACUUUGUUAAUGUUAUUGUAAACACU